AUGAACUUCAGCAAACCUAAGACCGGAGCGAACCAACCCGUCAUUCGCAAGACCAUUGUACGAAAGGUCGUCACUCCGAACCAAAGUACCGCUGGGGCCCAGCGACCCUCUGGCCGUCCAGAUCCGAACAGAUUCAACCAGGCCCUCCACCGCGCAAGCCCGAAGCCCGCGACCUCGAAGAAACCCCCCAACCCUGCUCGCCGAGCCCUGUCUGUCUCGAGAGGUGUGAAACGAAAGAGCGCGACUCCUCAGCCGGCACUCUUCAGCAGCGACGAUGAAGAUGACAGUAGCGACAUCGGCGGUUCCGACUCAGAUGCGUCUCGGAAGCGCAUUAAGAGCAGCGUCAGCUCGGUCGAGAGCAGUGGGCCAAGGCGAAACGUGAUAUCAGAAGCAGCUUUCAAGGAUGAUACCAUCUUCGAUUUCAUACAUGGUGCAGAUGCGACGUCCGGGCCAAAUGCCUCCAAGUUUAAGAACCCUUUUGAAGACGAAGUCUUCGAAUGCGUGGAGCUGCAAUAUCCCAGCAAGGGCCACAAGGAACGAUUCGAGCUUAAGUGGCCGAAGUACGUGUCCAAGGACGACUACAAGCCUAUGGAAGAUAUCAUCGAGACCAUCAAGACAAUCUGCACGUGGUACUUCCCGGAAGAGCUUGUUGCGACUGGCCUGAGCGAAGAAACAGGAUACGACAGGCGCUUUCACCGAGCAUGGCAGCGAGAAAGUGUGGAUGAUUUCAUAGAGAUUGUUCAGGACUUCAACACUAUCUUGGGUGGCUUGUUGAGUGACGGCACCCUCGAGAAAGAGCUGAAACACAAGAGGAGUCUGCACCUCGACUGGGUGCGACGCAUACUUGAUCAAACAUACGGCAGAACGGUUUCGCCCAAAGUCGAGACGCUCAGGGCGUAUCAGAACGGAAGCGAUAAUGUCUAUGGAGAGUUGAUGCCUCGUCUCUGCAGUGAGAUGUUCCACAAAACAAAGCUCAACCACGAGCAAGUCUUCGUUGAUCUGGGUUCUGGCGUCGGAAACGUGGUGCUGCAGGCAGCCCUCGAAAUCGGAUGCGAGAGCUGGGGAAUUGAAAUGAUGAAGAACCCUUGCGAUCUGGCGGAACUGCAGGCUCGAGAGUUCCCAGCGCGAGCGCGUCUGUGGGGGCUGUCGGCUGGCAAAGUUAACCUCUUGCGCGGCGACUUCACUGACCAUCCAGGCAUCGAUGAGGUUCUUCGACGAGCUGAUGUUGUGCUUGUAAACAAUCAAGCCUUCACGCCGGCGCUCAACGACAAGCUCUGCAACAAGUUCCUCGACCUCAAGGAAGGGUGCCAAGUGGUCAGUCUGAAGCCGUUCGUACCCGAGGGACACAAACUCGCAAUGAGAAACAUUCAUUCGGUGGCAAAUCAGCUGGUUCAGAGGAGGUUUGAGUACUUCUCCAACAGCGUGAGCUGGACAGAUGUCGGUGGACACUACUACAUUGCGACCAAAGACCGACGACCGAUGGAUGCGUUUCUGAAGUCACACGGUCUUCAGUGA
This is a messenger RNA of Zasmidium cellare ATCC 36951, 1515 nucleotides long. RefSeq lists its product as uncharacterized. Gene Ontology annotation, molecular function: histone binding; histone H3K79 methyltransferase activity. The transcript has a single exon. Gene Ontology annotation, cellular component: nucleosome; nucleus. Bases 1 to 1515 code for a protein of 504 amino acids. Gene Ontology annotation, biological process: regulation of transcription regulatory region DNA binding; DNA damage checkpoint signaling; subtelomeric heterochromatin formation. The record is from RefSeq and is a predicted model, not a curated record. NCBI's taxonomy places the organism in Eukaryota, Fungi, Ascomycota, Dothideomycetes, Mycosphaerellales, Mycosphaerellaceae.